Molecule: messenger RNA, 2835 nt
Organism: Mesocestoides corti
Lineage: Eukaryota; Metazoa; Platyhelminthes; Cestoda; Cyclophyllidea; Mesocestoididae
Source: the annotation of a GenBank genome assembly
UUACAAUCAUUCUUUAAUAAUCCGACUGAUCACAUCUCAGGGGAAAUGUUGGGGCAGUGUGCCAGCUACAAUGUCCUUGUUGUUGGUGCCGGUGGAAUUGGUUGUGAACUUUUAAAAAACCUCAUUUAUAGUGGCUUUAGUAAAAUAUCUGUUAUUGACUUGGACACAAUAGACGUUAGCAAUUUAAACAGACAGUUCUUGUUUCGACGGAUACACGUCGGGAAAUCAAAAGCCGAAGUCGCCUGCGAGAGUGUCAAACAAUUUAAACCAGACGUUGACCUUAAAGCAUAUCAUGCUAGCAUUUUCAGCUCCAAAUUUGGACCGGAUUUUUUUGCGAAAUUCGAUAUUAUUUUUAAUGCGCUUGACAACCAAGCGGCCAGACGACACGUUAAUCGGAUGUGUGUUCAUGUUGGAAGACCAUUAAUUGAAUCCGGCACUUCGGGUUAUUUAGGCCAAGUUGAGCCACUUCUGUUCAUAAAAAAUGAAAAUAACGAUCCUGGGAAGCGCAAAGCUGCCUGCUUCGAAUGUCAACCUCGAGAAACCGAUAGACGCACCUACCCUACAUGUACCAUCAGGAAUACCCCUUCGGAGCCAGUGCAUUGUGUUGUUUGGGCGAAAUUCUUGUUCAACCAAUUAUUCGGCGAACUUGAUGUUGAGAGUGAAGACGUUUCGCCUGAUGUCAAUGACCCUGAAGCUGGAGGUACUGCUCCUGAAAAUAAUGAAAGUACUCCCACUGGAGGUAGCGGUGAAAAUUCGAGUCUGUGGGCUCGUGUAUCGGUCACUGCCGACUUUGAAACCAUUGAGGAGUCAUUGGCUUGGCGCCUCUUCAAUACCGACGUACUUACUUUGUUGACCAUGAAGAGUUUAUGGGAAAACCGACCUGAGCGGAAGGCUCCCACUCCACUUGACCGAGAGACGCUUAGUCUCGGCGUUAAAAAUCCGGGCCUUGAUUCGGAAGACAGUGGAACCGAGGUUUUGAGAGAUCAGCGGAAAUUGGACCUCCCUGGUUGGAUCAGUCUUUUCCUCUCUAGCUGUCGCACUCUUCGUAGUCGAGCCGGCAUUUCAGAAGCCAACAGCAACUACAAACCGAUCACUUGGGACAAGGAUGACACAGAGGCCAUGGACUUUGUUGCUGCUGCUUCGAUUAUCCGCGCGAUGCUUUUCCACGUCCCCGGCUGUGCCGAUCAGACGCGUUUCACGAUCAAAUCUCUCGCCGGUAAUAUCAUCCCGUCUAUCGCCACCACCAACGCCAUCAUCGCCGGCGCCAUGGUGCUUCAAGGUCUCAACGUACUGCACAACCGCAUAGAUGCCGUCCGCUGUGUGUAUCUUCACCGUCACCCGACCGCCACGGGACGCUUUCUCGCCCCCUGUCGCCCAAUCCCCCCAAACCCCCACUGUCUUGUGUGCGCAGGCGGCCCAAAGCGUGAGCUGCGUCUCAUUUGCGAGCCGCACGAUAUGCAGCUGAGUCAACUACGCGACGAGGUGCUCAUCAAGUGGUUGGGUAUGCUCGCCCCCGACGUGGAAAUCGACGGCAGGGGUGUCAUCCUCAUCUCCUCCGAUGAAGACGAAACUAAGGACAUCGAGCACAAGACCCUGGCGGACUUCAAUUUGACCGGAGAAGGCUCGGCGCAGCAUCGACUGCGCUGCGAUGACUUCCGCCAGAACAUGACCUUCUACCUGCGGAUUUUUGCAGGUACCUUCGACAGACGUCAUGCCCUCAACACGUGGACCAUUGAUGGCGAACAUGAGCUCAUCAAGGACAUGUCGGAGGGUGCUGUGUCCCUUUCAGGCGAGGCGUCGACUUCCACGGUACUGGCGACCGGUUCCAAGCGUCGGCACGACGACGACGACGUCGUCCUCGAUGACCACGACGACAACGAGGACGACGUCGUCUUCGAGCUGGAGCGACCCUCGAAAAUGCCCAGAGUAGACGAUGUGCAGGCUGUGUAUCCGCUUUUAUAUCUCAAUAAAUUUGCCUUUUUCCUCUCCUCUCCUUUCUCGGCUUUCAACUCCAUGUCGUCCAACGCGGCGGAAUUCGCAACGCACGUACUGGAUUGCCUCCAAAAACUCCCACCGUCCGAGCCGCUCUCUCUUGCACCCGCAACUGCGACUUCCACGGGCCUUCAAGGUCGUCAGAAGGCGACCUCUCAGCCACUCGAAAGUCCAACGGACACCAACCCUCUUCCCCCCAUCUACGGCCAACCGGUCUCAGAAGAGUGGAUAGAAGCGCACGAAAAGUUGACGCAGGAGGUGGCGUCGCUGCGCGACGAAGUGCUCCUCUUGUAUCCCGAUGGCGUCCCCUCGACCACCACCACCAACCACGACGACGGCACCGCCUCGGCUGAGGCGGACAGUCUUGCUUCCGACAUCCUGUCCCUCCGCAGGGGUGUCAAAUGCCUGCGCCAGUUCUCCGAUCUUCUGACUCGCAUCACGGAGAGCACUGACUGCGUGUCUGAGGUGUCCGAGAAAUUGGCUACUCUGACCACAGCUCCCCCUCAGGACGACAAUCAGCCAGUCAUUGAACCUCCCUUGAAGAUCAUUGAUGAAAUAUCACGCAACCUGGCGGCGUUUCAGCGGUCCGACUAGAUGGGGGUCGAACAAUUUACCCUUGCUAUCCUCAAACCCGACGUCCAGCGAAUACACGCCUUUCGAAAACAUGCCGAACGGAUGAUGUCGGCGGUGGGCUUGAGGACGUUGGCGUAUCGUGAGAUUCGCAUGUCGCGCCAGCGCGCUGAAGAGUUCUACGCUGCGCAUAGAGAUGGAUUUGAGUCGGCAAAGGAGGAAAUCAAUUUCUUUUUUCCAGAUUUUGCCGUAAUUACUAACAGUAAUCUGUAA